CUUGGAGCAGGUUCUGCAAGAUGCCAAGCUCCACAGACAAAUCAAUUCGCUCAUCGUCGCUCAUCUUCGCGACAACAAUCUCUAUCAGGCUGCUAGUGUCGUUGCUUCCGCAACAAUGACAUCAUUGAAUGAUGAAGCCCCGCCUAAUAAGCUCCUUGAACUGGUUGCCAAGGUUUGUAUUUGCAUUUCAAGACUUAUUUUCCCCCUCUGUUUCAGUGUUAUUUUUCAUUGUUUAAACUCGAAAAGAAAGUUUUGAUUCUAAGGUGAUAACAGGGCCUUGCAGUGGAGAAAGAUGAGAUGUUGAGAGGGGUUCCGUCAGCUGCAUUUGAUUUGGGUACAUCAAUACCUUCUGGAUAUGGUUCAAUCCCAGCUCCUCGCACUGCUGCUGUUGAUUUUGGUGCAGUGCAGGAAACAAAAGGCUCAUCAAAGAGCUUCCCAAAACAUGAGACACGCCAUCUUUCAGAGCACAAGAUGUGCAAGGUUUAGUCCUGAUGGGAAGUUUGUUGCUACUGGAAGUUCUGACACAUCAAUAAAGCUUUUUGAGAUUGCAAAAAUUAAGCAAAUGAUGCUUCCAGAUGCAAGAGAUGGUCCUGUGAGACCUGUCAUUCGCACAUUCUAUGACCACUUACAACCUAUAAAUGACUUGGAUUUCCAUCCUCAGAACACUGUUCUUAUAUCGGGGUCAAAAGAUAACACCAUAAAGUUCUUUGAUUUUUCCAAGAUGACUGCAAAGAGAGCAUUCAGAGUCAUCCAGGAUACACACAAUGUGCGUUCAGUAUCUUUUCAUCCUUCUGGAGAUUUUCUUCUAGCUGAGCUCAUUUCAAGGAGCAGUGCAAUUGAGGCCACUGUUCACAAUACAGGGACUGAUCAUCCAAUUCCACACUUGUAUGAUAUCAAUACCUUCCAGUGCUACCUGUCUGCAAAUGCCCCAGAAAUCGAUGUUAACGGAGCAAUAAAUCAGGUCAGGUAUUCAGCUACAGGUGGCAUGUAUGUUACAGCUUCUAAAGAUGGUACCAUUCGUUUAUGGGAUGGUGUAACUGCCAAUUGCGUACGCUCAAUAGCUGGUGCACAUGGCACGGCGGAGGCAACCAGUGCAAACUUUACUAAGGAUCAAAGGUUUGUUCUCUCUUCUGGAAAGGAUUCUACUGUAAAGCUUUGGGAAGUCGGCACUGGAAAAUUGGUUAAACAAUAUCUAGGAGCUACACAUACUCAAUUGCGGUGUCAGGCUGUUUUUAACGAUACUGAAGAAUUUGUACUCUCCAUCGAUGAACCAACCAAUGAGAUUGUUGUAUGGGAUGCUCUGACAGCAGAGAAAGUAGCAAAAUGGCCUUCCAAUCAUAUUGGUGCUUUCCGUUGGCUUGAGCACUCACCAACAGAGGCAGCAUAUGUUACCUGUGGGACGGACAGAUCAAUCCGGUUCUGGAAGGAAAGUCUGUAAAGCCUGCAGAAAUCGGCUGGUGGCUUUCCUGAUGUGAAGAAAUGUAGAUUGAUCAUUUGACUUAGGAUUUACUCAUGUCCCGUAGAACUAGAUAAAUGAAUAGAGUGUAACCUACAAAUGAACCCCAACUUAAAAUGGUUCCAGUAUGGUCAGAUAAAGUGUUAUUUUGUUUUCUUUUCCGUUUUAGUUAUCAAGUCUUUCCGAUUUGCAUACUCUUCACUGUUCAAUUACCAGAUACAAUAAUUUUAAGAGUAAUCUAAAGUCUUCUCUUUGAA
Messenger RNA from Prunus mume (Japanese apricot), 1713 nucleotides. NCBI's taxonomy places the organism in Eukaryota, Viridiplantae, Streptophyta, Magnoliopsida, Rosales, Rosaceae. The record is from RefSeq and is a predicted model, not a curated record.